Alternaria rosae is the source of this 432-nucleotide messenger RNA. RefSeq lists its product as uncharacterized. The coding region runs from base 1 to 432 and encodes 143 amino acids. NCBI's taxonomy places the organism in Eukaryota, Fungi, Ascomycota, Dothideomycetes, Pleosporales, Pleosporaceae. The transcript is spliced from 2 exons. The record is from RefSeq and is a predicted model, not a curated record.
AUGUAUCUCUUGACCCUCCUCACUCUCCUCAGCGGCCUUAUCUUUACCUCCGCCAUGCCCUUCACACCCUACAAGCACUUCGGAACAAGCCCGCACCUCGAUCCCUCACAAGCCCCCGAAUACUGCUCCGCGCUACCCCAAACUCCCAGCGUAAAAUGGUGCCUGUGGCCCAACUUUGCCAAGCAAUGCUAUACGCGCGCCUACGAGCCGCAACCGUGGUGUGAGAACUUUUACCAAUAUGAGAGCAGACCCCGCUCCAUUGGUCCGGAUAUGGGCGGCAACUGCAGGUUCUACAAGGAGUUUGAUUGUGGAGAGAAUAGGGAUGCGGUGGAGAUUUGGGAGGGGAGUAAGGAGAGGCCGCUUGAGUGUCCGGGGCUGUCGUUUACGGGGGACCCGAAAUGGUUUAAGAGUAUGAAGUGUAUGAGGGAUUAG